Molecule: messenger RNA, 3660 nt
Organism: Python bivittatus (Burmese python)
Lineage: Eukaryota; Metazoa; Chordata; Lepidosauria; Squamata; Pythonidae
Source: RefSeq, a predicted model, not a curated record
AUGAAUUUCCUGCGAAGGCGUCUCUCGGACAGUAGUUUUGUGGCUAACUUGCCAAAUGGUUACAUGAUGGACCUUCAGCGUCCAGAUAAUUCCACCAGCAACCCGGUUUCCCCAGCAACAGAGAGGAGGCAGCAGCCAGUACACCAACCUGCUGCUCUUUCUCCUGGUGCCAGCAUCUUCAACUCCAUCUCCAGUGCCAUGAAGCACACCACGCAAGCAGCUGCAGGACUCAUAGAGCAGUCAGCAAGUCCUAUCCCUGUAGCUCAGAAGAAACCCCAAAUUCUCUUGAUAAUUGAUGACCCACACACAGAUUGGGCUAAAUAUUUUCAAGGAAAGAAGGUGAAUGGGGAAUUUGAGAUCCGAGUGGAACAGGCAGAGUUUUCAGAACUCAACUUGGCUGCUUAUUCAACUGCUGGCUGUAUGAUAGACAUGCAGGUCAUAAGGAAUGGCACAAAAGUAGUUUCUAGAUCCUUCAAGCCUGAUUUUGUUCUCAUCCGGCAGCACGCUUACAGCAUGGCCCUAGGAGAAGAUUUUCGCAGCCUUAUCAUUGGCCUCCAAUAUGGUGGAGUCCACAGUAUCAAUUCACUUUUCUCUAUCUACAAUUUCUGCAGCAAACCCUGGGUGUUCUCUCAGCUAAUCAAGAUUGUCAGCUCAUUGGGCCCUGAGAAGUUCCCUCUUGUAGAACAAACAUUCUUCCCAAGCCAUAAACAGAUGCUCACAACUCCAGUUUUCCCAGUAGUCAUCAAGCUAGGACAUGCUCAUGCAGGAAUGGGGAAGGUGAAAAUUGAGAACCAGCAUGAUUUCCAAGACAUUGUAAGUGUGGUAGCCAUGGCCAAAACUUAUGUCACAACAGAGACUUUCGUUGACUCCAAAUACGAUAUCCGAAUCCAGAAAAUUGGCAACAAUUACAAAGCUUACAUGAGGACAUCAAUCUCUGGAAACUGGAAAGCAAACACAGGUUCUGCCAUGUUGGAACAGAUCGCCAUGACUGAGAGAUACCGGCUCUGGGCAGAUUCUGUUGCAGAGAUGUUUGGCGGCCUUGACAUCUGUGCAGUCAAAGCUGUUCACAGCAAGGAUGGGAAAGAUUAUAUCAUUGAGGUGAUGGAUAGCUCAAUGCCUCUGAUAGGAGAACAUGUGGAAGAAGAUAGGCAGCUUAUAGCUGAUUUGGUGGUCUCCAGGAUGACACAGACUUUAAUGACUGUGGGAUCUUCUCCUUCACCUCUGAGGCCUUGGCCUCCAUCACUGAAAUCACAGAUGCAGCCACAGUCAGGACCACAUCUUGGACAGCUUUCACAACCUCGACCACCGCCUCAAGGUGGCCCAUGGCAGCCUCACGGAUCACAGCCCAUACAGCCAGGAGCCCCACCCCAGCAAAGGCUGUCCCCACAGGGUCAGCAACCUCUGAGCCCUCAGUCCACCUCAUCACAGCAGCAAAGGUCACCUGGAUCUCCCCAGCAAACUAGAUCGUCAGCAGGAAGCUCACCAAGCCAGCCAUCAAAAUUAGGCAUGUUUCCUUCCCAGCAGCCUCGACCUCCAGCACAAGGAUGGGCUCCUGGCCAAGGAUUCAGUGAACCUUCCAAGCAACACCCUCAUCUAAACAAAUCACAAUCCUUAACAAACACCUUCAACAUCUCAGAAUCUUCACAGCGAGGUAUUACCAAUGAAGAUGUGGCAAAAGCUGAAACCAUCCGCAACCUGAGGAAGUCAUUUGCUAGCCUGUUUUCUGAUUAGUAUCGCAAUCCAACCUUAGAGCAAUUUUGGAUAUUUGAGUCAUGUUACCUUGCAAAUUCCUCACUCAUUUUAUAUUUCCCUAUACAAAUUUGUCCUUAAAUGUAUCAAUCAUUACAGUUUCUUGUAUGGUCUAUUCAUAUGUACAGCAAAGGGGGAAAAAACAUAAAAAAAGGAAUUGAAUCUGCCUCCCUGUGCUCUGGAUCUCACUGGCAUCCAAAUAAUAUCCAUAACUUCUACAGAUGCAAACCUAUGUCCAUGGGCACUUACGUGUACUAUCAGGCCUACAGAAUGUUGCAGUGCAUAUAAAUGGCUUUGAACCUUUGCUGUGCCAUUUACGGCAGAUGUGCAGAAGAGAGGCAAGUGAGGUGUGCAGAAGAGAGGCAAAAUCAAUCCCCUCGAUACUCAUUUACCUUAACUAUUUUUAUCUACUAGCAUGAUUCUUCAUACAUCUUUUAUAAUGUCCUAUAGGCAUCACAGUAAAAAUCAGCUUCUAGUUUACUCUGUUUAAAGGCUCACACUUACAAAACCACACCUCUAAAAAUGUGUUAUCCAUGACAUCCCUUUGAAUCCGGAAUCAUCUAAAUUCAAAUUUCCUGAACGUAAUUAUUCUAACAAUCCUUAGCUAGCACACAGUUAAGACGCACAGAAGUUGAACCAUUUUACUUUGGUCAGUACACAUCCAGGUUUAAAUCCAUUCUGGUUUCCAGGUGCAGCAAUGUAUAAAGAGAUCAGUUGAAGUUAAAAUGCUUUGCUUGCUCUGUUACAAUAGUGCAACUUACCUAAGACUCAGUAUCAGCUGUGCUAUUUCCAAGUAAUAAAUUAAUCUACAUUGAUGUGAGCCUUUAUAUUGAAUUACCAUGUGUUUGGAAAAGAAUAUACAGAUCUUGAACUACACCUACCAGCAUGUCAGAAUUCAUCUUUAUAGCAGUAUAACAUGUAUUUCAGAAAAAAAAAAGUGACUGAAGCAAAGAACUUUGAACCACAUUGGGACAAGGAUUUCACAAUGAACUACCUCUCUAGAGAUAUUUAAGCAUCAUAAAAUUCUUGUUUUGCAAAGGGAAGUAACCACAAGCCAGUUACAUAUAUGCAUACAAAAGUGAUAAAACUGUUUAGAAAGAAGCCAGCCACCAGGAAGUAGAGCAACUUAAUAUUUUAGUGCCAGCAAAACAGGAAGUAACAGCACAUUCAGGAUGAAAAACAUGGGAAAAGAAUGUGUUUCUUUCCAGCCUCAAGACUUCCCGCUCCCCCAUACCAGUGUCCAAAUUAUGCAUUAUAACGUUAACAUCUUGGCAGCCCAACAAAAUCAGGAUACAAGUUUAAAAAAAGGAGUUGAGGAAGAAAAUAAGAGCCCUGCUGCAAAAUUUUAGCAGGACCGUUCUCACUUUAAACUUUAAUAUGAUGGAGUUCCCUUUUAUUGCACUAUUUAUGCAAAACUGAUGUAAAUGGGACAUUGCACUUAACAGAAAUGCUGUACAUAAUUAGAAUUUAGAGUAAGCACAUCAUUUGUUUUUCAAAUCAGAAGAGUCAAAUUCAAAAAAGCCAUACCACCUGCUUUGCUCCUUAUUGUUUGCACAGCCAAGGCUCUGGUUAUGUUAGCAAGAGAAAAAAAAAUUUUUUUUUUCACCCCAAGUUGAAAAACAGAACCUUACCUGUUGCCCUGCCUUUUCCCUAAAUCCCGUAAAAGCAUUUGGUAGACUGAGCAAAACAAAUGCCACCACUGCUUUGAAUGUUUAGCAGCUAUUCAGAACGAACUGAUUAUCUGAAGAACAAUUCAGCAUUUCAAGUAGAGGAAAGAUAAGGGGACCUUUCCAUUUAAAGUAAGCUGAUUUGCAUUGUUUGUCAAACCCAGUGCACACUGUGCUGAGCUAAAUUUUCAUAGUAACUUAGCCUAAUUUCUUUAACAUUAUUGGUAUGACCAAACUCUGAAUG